Messenger RNA from Aspergillus ochraceoroseus IBT 24754, 3358 nucleotides. Its product is annotated as ribosome biosynthesis protein KRE33. Gene Ontology annotation, cellular component: nucleolus; 90S preribosome. NCBI's taxonomy places the organism in Eukaryota, Fungi, Ascomycota, Eurotiomycetes, Eurotiales, Aspergillaceae. Gene Ontology annotation, molecular function: ATP binding; tRNA binding; 18S rRNA cytidine N-acetyltransferase activity. Gene Ontology annotation, biological process: rRNA acetylation involved in maturation of SSU-rRNA. The coding region runs from base 41 to 3253 and encodes 1070 amino acids. The transcript is spliced from 2 exons. The record is from RefSeq and is a predicted model, not a curated record.
GCGGUGCCCUGUGAGACCAGAACCUCGACCGAAUAAAACAAUGCCUCGAAAGGCAAUUGAUUCGCGAAUCCCGGCGCUCAUCCGAAAUGGAGUCCAGGAGAAGAAGCGAAGUUUUUUCGUGGUCGUCGGUGACCGCGCAAAGGAGGCUAUUGUGCGUCUACACUGGGUCAUGUCUAGCGUAGACGUCAAGCAGAAUAAAUCCGUUCUCUGGGCUUACAAGAAGGAUCUCUUGGGCUUCACAAGUCAUCGCAAGAAGCGCGAGGCGAAGAUCAAGAGGGAAGUUAAGCGCGGAAUUCGUGAACCCAACGAGGAAGAUGCCUUUGAGCUGUUCGUUACCCUUAACCAGAUUCGUUACGUCUACUACAAAGAGACCGAGAAGAUUCUGGGAAACACCUAUGGCAUGUGUAUUCUCCAGGAUUUUGAGGCCAUCACCCCGAACCUGCUCGCCCGAACGAUUGAAACCGUCGAAGGUGGUGGUAUGGUUGUCCUGCUGUUGAAGGGCAUGAAGAGCUUGAAGCAACUCUACACACUAUCCAUGGACAUCCACUCGAGAUAUAGGACGGAAGCCCAUGAUGAUGUUGUUGCCCGAUUCAACGAGCGCUUCAUCCUUUCCCUCGGUAGCUGCGAUUCUUGCUUGGUUAUUGAUGACGAGAUGAACGUCUUGCCGAUUUCUGGAGGAAAGAAUGUCCAGCCCCUGCCCCCGCCGUCCGACUCGACCGAUACGGAAAACACAGGUACAACGAAGGAGCUGAAGCAAAUCAAGGAUAGCUUGGAAGAGUCUCCGUUGGUUGGGCCCUUGGUCAGCUUGGCCCGCACUGUUGACCAGGCCAAAGCGCUCCUGACCUUUGUUGACGCCAUUGCUGAGAAAACCCUGCGCAAUACGGUCACAUUAACUGCCGCACGAGGACGUGGAAAGUCCGCUGCCCUUGGUGUUGCCAUUGCUGCGGCUGUGGCUCAUGGAUAUAGCAAUAUUUUCAUUACUUCGCCGAGCCCCGAGAACUUGAAGACCUUGUUCGAAUUUAUCUUUAAGGGAUUCGAUGCUCUCGGCUAUCUCGACCAUGUCGACUACACCAUCCUCCAGUCCACCAACCCGGAUUUCAACAAAGCCAUUGUCCGAGUCAACAUCCACCGCCAGCACCGCCAAACCAUCCAGUACAUCCAGCCCCAGGAUGCCCAUGUGUUGGGGCAAGCCGAACUGCUGGUUAUCGAUGAAGCUGCCGCUAUUCCCCUCCCUCUCGUGCGCAAGCUGAUGGGCCCAUACCUGGUGUUCAUGGCUUCGACCAUCAACGGUUACGAAGGAACCGGCAGAUCCCUUUCUCUGAAGUUGAUCCAACAACUUCGCGAGCAGUCGCGAGGCGGUGCCAAGCUCUCGGGCCAGGAUGAAACCGAUGUUGCGGAUCGAGCGACAGGGAAGGCCGCGAAGAAUUCCGGUCCCGGCUUGGGCGGACGCUCUUUGAGAGAGAUCACUUUGUCCGAGCCGAUCCGAUAUGCCCCUGGCGACUCGGUGGAGAAGUGGUUGAAUAAGGUCUUGUGCCUUGACGCCACUUUGCCCAAGUCGAGGAUGAACACUCAGGGCUGCCCGCAUCCUUCCCAGUGCCAGCUUCUUCAGGUCAACCGCGACACCUUGUUCUCUUUCCACCCGGUCUCCGAGAAGUUUCUGCAGCAGAUGAUGGCCCUUUAUGUUGCUAGCCACUAUAAAAAUACCCCUAAUGACCUCCAACUUAUGAGCGAUGCCCCCGCACACCAACUGUAUGUGCUUGUCCCCCCCAUUGACGAAGACGCCACCAAACUUCCGGAACCUCUCUGUGUCGUCCAGGUUGCGCUGGAAGGUCGCAUUAGUCGACAAAGCGUUCUCAACAGUCUGAGUCGCGGUCAACGAGCGGGAGGUGAUUUGAUUCCCUGGCUUGUCAGCCAACAGUUCCAAGACGAAGACUUUGCUGGGCUUUCCGGCGCGAGGGUUGUCCGCAUUGCCACCAACCCCGAGUACCUGAACAUGGGCUAUGGAUCCCGCGCUCUGGAGCUCCUAGUCGACUUCUUCGAGGGUAAAUUCACCGAUCUUUCCGAAGACCUGGUGCAAUCGCAGGAGGAGAUGGUGAGGGUUACGGAUGAAGAGCUGACGAAUUCCAACCUCCUGGACGACAACAUUCACGUCCGUGAUAUUCGCUCCAUGCCCCCUCUCUUCGGCAAGCUGUCGGAGCGUCGUCCGGACGGCCUCGACUACCUUGGUGUCAGCUACGGCCUGACCCCCUCUCUUCACAAGUUCUGGAAGCGUUCUUCCUUUGUCCCCGUCUACCUCCGUCAAACCGCGAACGACCUGACUGGCGAGCACUCCUGCGUGAUGCUGCGGACCCUGGCCACGGGAGCCAAUGACGCCAGCUGGCUGGGUGCUUUCUCGCGCGAUUUCCACCGACGCUUCCUCUCCCUCCUCUCCUACCAAUUCCGCGUAUUCCCCUCCGUCCUCUCCCUCAGUAUUGGCGAAUCCGCCACCGCCGGCGCCAAACUCGACACAUCCUUAACCCCUGUCCCUCUCAGGAAAUCCGAGCUCGACGCCGCCUUCUCCCCCUUCGACCUCAAGCGCCUCGACAGCUAUGCAAACAACCUCCUCGAUUACCACGUGAUCCUUGACCUGGUCCCCGCCGUGGCAGAAUACUAUUUCUCCGGACGUCUCAACGGCAAAGUCAGUCUCUCAGGCGUGCAGCAAUCCAUCCUGCUCGCCAUCGGUCUGCAGCGCAAGACCCUCGAAGACGUCGAGAAGGAGCUCAGUCUCCCUUCGUCCCAGCUACUCGCUAUGUUCCUGAAGAUCAUGCGCAAGAUGUCGACGCACUUCCGCUCCCUCGUCGAAGGCGCGGUCGCCGAUACCCUCCCCUCUGAAAAAGUCCCCGUCUCCGCCUCUGCCCCGGAAGCACACGACGAAGCGGUAGCCGAUGAGCGCUUCAAGCCUCUCGAAACCAGUCUCGACGAUGAGCUCCGCGAGGGGGGGCAGCAGGUUAACGCCGAACUCCGAGAGAAGCAACGCGCCCUGAUUGAUGCUCUUCCUCUUGACAAAUACGAAAUUAACAACGGCCACGCAGGCUGGGAAGAAGCCGAGAAGCAAAUCCGUGCCGGCGGCGCCGCAACCGUCAGCGUGAAAACCUCCAAGCAGAGCAAGCGCAAGAAGGGCGACUCUGCGCGGGAAAUCUUCGACGAGGAGAUUGAGUCUAAGCGGCAGAAAAUGAUCCGAAAGGGAACCGAGGGCCGGAAGAAAAGAGGAUAGGAUAGGAUAAUGACAAGUACCAAUAGAUAGAUAGUACGGGCCUCUCUUUCUUUUCUUGCUUCUAUUUUUUUUUUUUUUUUUUUUUUUUGUUUUCCCCUCCCGAGG